Messenger RNA from Nothobranchius furzeri (turquoise killifish), 2017 nucleotides. It is a transcript of the gene ecm1b, whose product is annotated as extracellular matrix protein 1b. The record is from RefSeq and is a predicted model, not a curated record. Gene Ontology annotation, biological process: regulation of bone mineralization; signal transduction. Gene Ontology annotation, cellular component: extracellular region. Lineage: Eukaryota; Metazoa; Chordata; Actinopteri; Cyprinodontiformes; Nothobranchiidae.
UGCAGCUUUUCCGUCUGACUGAAUCCAGGACUUAGACGGAUCCAACACUUCCUUCCUUCCCCCUAUUCUCCGCCUCUCAGAUUUCCCACCAGAGCUGUUAGUGUUUAUCAGCCGAGCCCUCACACAGCCGCAGCUUCUUCCGGACCGGACCGAGCCCCUCUCUGGCCCACUGAACGUCUCUCCAGGCGGCUUCUCCUCUCCUCUGACCUGAUAACUGAACCAGGAGGACGGGUUCGGGUCUGACAUGGGUCCCUUUGGAGCUGCAGUCUGCGCCACGGCGCUGCUCUUGGUGUCCCGGAGCUCAGCGUGCACAGAUGUGCACAGCUGUUUGCAGCGCGAGGUGCCCGUGGACGCAAUCAUGCAAGUGAGGCAGCAGCCAGAUGCAGGCAUGCUGCAGGAAGAAGUAGAUCUGGAAGAACUCCUGAACCUCGAAGACUUUCCUCCCAUUGAGCAGAAAAGGGAGGAUCCACCAAGGCCCAGAGGGUUUAAUCCCGUUGAGUUUCCAACACAAAGGAUUGUUUUUCCUCCAAUAGACAGAGGCUUCUUGACACCAAGAGGACGUCGACCCAGUAUCAGGCUCAGGGGAUUUCCGCAGCGCUAUCCGGUUCAGUUCCCUCUUGGCCGGCCGACGCCUGACAAUAUCCAAGCCAUCUGUCUCCAUGGAGACCAUCGUCCCCGCUACCCAUCCUCUUACUUUCCUCCGUCUGGUUUCAGCAAGCAGAAGCGACAGGCUGACGCUGUCAACAACGCCGAGUUCUGGUUCAGCACUUGCUGCCGUGGAAACCAGACGUGGGGCGAAGACGGGACCCUGUGUUGCGCCACACAGGCUUGGGAGAAGUCGGUUGAUUUGUUCUGCAAGGAGGAUUCAUCAGUGAAGGAUCGCCUUGAUGAAUGCUGCAGAGUGAAGGACAACAAACGAAUGAACUGUUUCAACAAGGACGCCCCAAACCCGAGCUACCAGCCAACAGAGGAGCAUCCGGUGCAGCCGCUCAGCUCUGAGGUCACCUUCGACUUUGAGCCCGACUCUUGCCUGAGGAAUCUGGUGGCUCCAACAAUUCCUCGGACAAAUAGAGGAGUACAAGGGAUGAAUCCCUCUGCUCCCCUGAAUGCCAACAUCAACUUCCCUCUGGGUCGACCCACAGCAGACAACAUCCUGUCUCUGUGUGAAAACCAGAAGCUUCGACCUCUUUACACCACCAAGUGUCUGCCGCGCUCGGGCUACAAACUUCUGGCUCGUCAGGUCAAGACUGUCAACCGUUUGGAAAAAGGAUUCAAACGUUGCUGCAAACAGAAGACAGAGAGGCUCAGCUGUGCCGAGCAGAAGUGGCGUGAAGAGUUAAACAAGUUCUGCUCGUCUAAGAGCGGAGAUCCGGUGGACUUCCAGUGUUGUUCCGGGAAAAAGGCCGGUGAUCGGUACAGCUGUUUCCAGUCAGCUUCUCCAGACUCACACUACACUCUGAUUUCUGCCCCGGAGGAAAACGUACUCACCAAACUGUGUGGUACUCGGCAUCUCAUGAAGGCGAGUCUCCCUGUUAGGUUUAAGAACAAAAUAUUGAAGCAAUGCUGCCCCCUGGCUGAAGAAGACAAGAACAACUGCUUGGUGCAAAAGAUUAACGAAACAUCCCAGAACUUGUGCUCAUCAGCCAACGCUCCAGAGUUCCGCCUCUGCUGCUCGAUGCCGUCGCAGGAGGAGAUUUCAGGUUGUCUCUCCAAAAUGAUCGUGGACAUCAUGUCCAGAGCGACCCAUUCCAAGGGUCAGAAGAAGAAGAAAAUUUGCCCCAUCCCUUAAACCAGGCACAGGGUCAUUUCAGCCUUUGCCAGUGGAAAUGAAUGAUAAAAAGGGUUUUUACCUUUGAAAUGCAGUGUUUUAUUGUAAUCUUGUCUGUUGUUGCACCACUGUCUUCUUUAUACUACUGCUUUUUACGUAUUAUUAAUGCAAUUAGUUCAAACUUUGCCAAAUCUUUUUUAUUAUUAUUGAUUUGUAUCUGAAAUUAUUUUAAUAAAAACUUUAAAAAUG